Messenger RNA from Suncus etruscus (white-toothed pygmy shrew), 1453 nucleotides. It is a transcript of the gene PLEKHA1, whose product is annotated as pleckstrin homology domain containing A1. NCBI's taxonomy places the organism in Eukaryota, Metazoa, Chordata, Mammalia, Eulipotyphla, Soricidae. Gene Ontology annotation, molecular function: PDZ domain binding. The transcript has 13 exons. Gene Ontology annotation, cellular component: membrane; cytoplasm. The coding region runs from base 82 to 1239 and encodes 385 amino acids. The record is from RefSeq and is a predicted model, not a curated record.
UCGGGCCGGGCCGGUGGAGGCGGCCGCGCGUCCGCCGAGGGACCGGCGGCGGCGGGCGCUGUGUAAUGUUCAAGCUCAGAAAUGCCUUAUGUGGAUCGGCAGAAUCGGAUCUGCGGUUUUCUCGACAUCGAAGAAAAUGAGAACAGCGGGAAGUUUCUUCGACGCUACUUUAUUCUGGACACGGCAGAGGACAGUUUCGUGUGGUACAUGGAUAACCCACAGAACCUGCCUUCUGGGUCAUCCCGUGUUGGAGCCAUCAAACUCACCUACAUUUCCAAGGUCAGCGAUGCUACUAAGCUAAGGCCGAAGGCGGAGUACUGUUUUGUUAUGAAUGCAGGGAUGAGGAAAUACUUCCUACAAGCCAAUGAUCAGCAGGACCUCAUCGAAUGGGUGAAUGUGUUGAACAAAGCUAUCAAAAUCACUGUACCAAAGCAGUCAGACUCGCAGCCUCAUUCUGAGAAUGUGAAUCGGCCUGGGGAGUGCGGGAAGAAGCAAGUCUCAUACCGAACUGACAUCGUGGGUGGCGUCCCCAUCAUCACCCCAACCCAGAAAGAAGAAGCUAGCGAUGGCGGGGACAGUGCAGACAGGAGCAGCCUGAAGCGCUCCCAGAGCCACGUCCCAUACUUCUGCCCCAGGCCCCCUUCUGACAGCGCCAUCAUCAAGGCCGGGUACUGUGUGAAACAAGGCGCAGUGAUGAAAAACUGGAAGAGAAGAUAUUUUCAGCUAGAUGAAAACACCAUAGGCUACUUCAAGUCUGAACUGGAAAAGGAACCUCUCCGUGUGAUACCCCUGAAAGAGGUGCAGAAAGUCCAAGAGUGUAAGCAAAGUGACAUCAUGAUGAGGGACAACCUCUUCGAAAUUGUGACAUCAUCACGGACAUUUUAUGUGCAGGCCGACAGCCCUGAAGAGAUGCAUAGUUGGAUCAAAGCAGUGUCUGGGGCCAUCGUGGCCCAGAGGGGACCCGGCCGGUCGGCGUCUUCUAUGCGGCAGGCCAGAAGGCUGUCGAGCCCUUGUAUACAGAGGUAUACGUCCAGCCCUGCCGACGGCAGCACGAACAGCCCACCUGCCCCGCAGAAUUCCGGAUCGCUGCCCGUCCCCAGUCCGCCGCCUCUCGCAGCCACUCUUUGGUCUCCAGCUUUGCCCUGGAGAAGCGAGGAUUUUACGAGUCUUUUGCCAAGGUCAAGCCAGGGCCAGUCAAGGUCCAGACUGUCUCUGCAAGAGAACCCGCUCCCCAAGUGACUGCACCGGCCCUGUCGAGACCUCCAGGGGACAGCGGCCCUCAGGAUGAAGCUGGUGGUGACCCUCUGGACUUGGAUGAUGCCAGCCUUCCAGUGAGUGACGUGUGAGCCUGGAUUGGGCGGGGCGUUGCCCUCCCCCCAAUUGCCCGUCCAUGAAACUUGGAGCCAAAGAUGAGGAAGGGCAGACGGUUCUCACUGCUCUCACACUGCCUCUU